GUGCAAGUUCAGCGUUGCAACGCCCUGCAUGUUUAAUGCAGUUUUUACUGUGAUUGAAGUGGCAGCAGUCCCCAUUAAACCACGUUAGCGUGAAUAAAUAUUGUAAUGUUUUACACAGUAUAUUUGGUGAUAGGUUACUAUUUUAUACAACAAGUUCAAGGUAUUUUUGAUUAUGGACCUCCCAUGCUCCCAAAUGAGCGGACAUCGUUGGAUGACUGCCAUUUACGUUACCGCCUUCCACCGCAUUACAAGUUUCGUUUAGUGGGUCCAGCUUUGGGACAUCCAUCUCGCUUGAAGGAAACAGCUCACCUGGGCAUCAUAGGAUGGACCCUACCAGAUCAGACAGUCGAGUGGCGAUGUGAGGGAACGUUGAUUUGGUUUGACGUCGUACUGACGGCUGCUCGGUGUACGAUGGAUUUCAAUGGUCAGCAACCGAAUGUGGUAGGGUUCGGAGGUUUGAAUGUUGAUGAUUAUGAUGAUCCUGAGGACAUUAAACAGUUUGCAAUAGUCAAUGUCACCAGAUUUCCAAAAUAUAAUAUAAAGUCUUCGAACCAUGAUAUUGCGCUUCUGAGGUUGGAUAGAAACGUAACUAUCAAUAGUACGGCGAUACCCACAUGCCUUUGGACAGAGAAAGAGUUUCGGUUUAAAACACUAGAAACUGCUUUUUGGGCACAGGAACAAAGACCGCUGAGAGUAUCAUUCAGAACAACCAAACUCUCGAAAUGUUGUACGAAUCAAACAGAUAGCAUGAGUGAACAUGUCUGCGUGUUAGUCGAGAACGAUGAGAAAUGUGAAAUUCAUGCAGGAGCUCCACUCCAAACCCGGCUAAUGCACAAUGGACGGAUAACGCCAUUUCUGGUUGGAAUAUCAUCCGAUGGGUUGGAUUGUGGUGCUAGUGCUACCGUAGCAUAUACUAAGGUGUCCAACUAUUACGCUUGGAUAGUGACUGCUAUGCAAUCGUAUGGAAUCCCAGUAAAUGAGGCCACGUACAACUCUACCUCGUGUGCGUUACGUUUUGUGAUGUUCCGCGAUUAUGAAGAUCCCAUCAUUAUGCACAAAAGUAAUAGUUCAGUUAGUAUUAACCUUGGGCAUCGCAGCAAGUCACUGGAAGAUCAACUUCCCUCGUACGUAGUGCAGUUAGCGUGGCAUACGAAGGAAGCUCGCAAUUGUCACGGGAUAAUUAUCGACGAGUCGACGGUAGUGACCUUGGCUGAUUGUGUCCAUCACGAUGGAUUCCCGGUAACUCACGUAGUGCUGUCGAAAAACGUACGGAUUAAUGUAUCAUCCGUCCACAUCCACCCCGACUUCGAAAAUGGCUCCGCAUACAACAACAUCGCUGUCCUGGAUUUGGAAAAAUUUAUCGACAUUAGCCAAUUUCAACCAGUUUGUAUAUGGCACGACAAUACAAUUCCUUACGAAAAAGCGAACAUUUUUGGAUUCGGUAGAGCAGAUAUCAAUGCAUUUUGGCCAGAUGAAUCAGAUGAGACGCCUGGCUAUCUUAAAGUGCAGUUAAAAGUUCAGAACGCAUCCACAUGUCUAGUUCCUGACAGUUUCUCUGCCAGCCUGAAAAAUGGCUUAGGCACUGAGCACAUAUGUCUCGGAAAAGAUUUCUUCCUGGUUCCUGACUCAUGUCAGCUAGUACACGGAGGGGCUAUUGACGAAUCAAUGUUUCGUAGCGGCAAUGUUUACCCUACGACUUACGGGUUGGUACAGUACGGUCCAGAUUGUGGCUUCGGAGAACAUGCUAUAGCCACUAGUUUGGCAAGUUACGUCGCAUGGAUGGAGUCCUUGUUGCUUCCUAAGCGCUCUGAAGGUAACGCAGCGUUACAGUUUAUCGAUACCAGUCUUAUUGAAGGGGAUCCUUGUACCCUAAGUGGUGAACUGUUAGGCAUAUGUGUGCAUGUAUCAAAAUGUUCGAGAAUGUGGUUCCAACUGCUUCCAACAGACAGUUUCCUGCUAUGUUCGUCAAGUUCGGUAGUUUGUUGUCCAUUCGAUCACGUUAGAAAAAAUGAAAGCAUCCACCCAGACAUUGCAAACUGCCCGGAAACUGUUCAAAGUUUGAUGCCAAAUUCUCGCAAUGGAUCAAUGGUUCGCUUGGGCUGGUUGGUUGAAGACAGUUUGGAAUUUCGAUGCAUUGGUACUAUCAUCACAAAUAGCGUUAUUUUAACCACGGCCAGCUGUCUUGGAAGUGUCACCCCGGAUUGGGUUGAACUGGUUGCGAAUGUAUCGGAGGUUAGAUACGAAGUGAGUUGCAUGGUGAUACAUCCAGGUUAUAACUCCUCCGAGGAUAACAUCAACGACCUGGCUUUGGUUAAACUACAUAAUACACUGGAGUGGAGCUCUCAAGUGUUUCCCUCGUGCUUGUGGACCAAAGAAACACAUACCCCUGUAGAAUUGCGAAUGGUUUACUCAGAAGAAACCGGAAAAAUCCAGUCUUCCCUGGUGCUAGCAAUGUACAAUUCGGAUUGCCAGAGAACACACAUCAAUAAGGUGCUCGGGACGCAAAUAUGCGCUAGAGAUCGCGGCAGCAACUCGACCUGCGUUAGCACCCACAGUCAGUUGAUGUGGUAUAGAAACGAUGGAGUUCAGUUCGUCGUUGGUUCUGCGGUAGAUGCCCCGGACUGCAGGGAUUGGUAUUACAUGAUGUUUACCCGAAUAUCUUCGUUCACUAAUUGGAUAGCACAAAAUGUGUGAUUGUUAAGCUCAUAGAGAAGAAAUAAAAUGGUUCUAUAAAUAAUAACCGGUGCUAAUUUUAAGCAGUUCUCAUUUUUAUGUUGAAGUGUCAUCGUGCUCUUCCGAAAAUCAAUAUAUCUGAUAGUACCUUAGACCUU
Wyeomyia smithii (pitcher-plant mosquito) is the source of this 2831-nucleotide messenger RNA. RefSeq lists its product as uncharacterized. Bases 106 to 2694 code for a protein of 862 amino acids. Gene Ontology annotation, molecular function: serine-type endopeptidase activity. Gene Ontology annotation, biological process: proteolysis. The record is from RefSeq and is a predicted model, not a curated record. Lineage: Eukaryota; Metazoa; Arthropoda; Insecta; Diptera; Culicidae. The transcript is spliced from 11 exons.